AUGCAUUUAUUCCUGAUCUUUUAUUUUUUAUGGAUUUACUGGAUUUGUAAUGUAACAAGUUUAAACAUACGACAACAUGGGUGUAAAAAUAUUUAUACAUUUUUAAAUCCAUGGACUUUAGAAAAAAAAAGGAAAAUAAAUAAUCCUAAACAGUAUGUCUAUUUAAAAACCGAAAAAAAUAUUCAUGAAAUAAUUUUCAAUGAAGGUGAAAAAUUACCAAAUCAUGUGCUAAAUAAAAAAAAAAAAACAACAACACCUAGUGAAAAUAUUAAUAAAAAUAUUAAUGAACAUACCAAAGCUACCAACCUCUUUAAAGGGUCAAAAACACAAGAUGGAUUAUUUUUAAAAAAGUUUUGCUCAUUUAUAAAUAUAGAAAAUGACAUAAAAAACAAAGAGUUGCAAAAUGUAACAAAAUCAAACUCUCUGGUUUUUACAAAAUGGGGUCUCCCCCAAGAUACCCUCAACAAUUGCAGUAACGUAUGUAAAGAAAACAAAAUAGACAAAACAGUAGAUGAUAAUGAAGAUAAUUCAAUAAACAAAAUAACAGAUGAUGAAAUAAUACAACAAGUUGAAGCUUAUUGGGUAUCACUUUUGAAAAAUAAAUACUUUUUUUAUUUUAUAAAAAAAAAGAAAAAUAUAAUUUUUAGUGUUAGUGCAGGAGUAGACUCAUUAUCUCUUUUGUAUUCUUUCAUUUUUACAAUUUAUAAAAUUAUAAUAACAAUAUUAUAUAAAGAUAGUUUAAAUUAUUUCGAUAUGUUGGAAAAAAUAAAGAAUGUAUAUUUGUAUAAGUAUGAUGAUAUAUAUAAUCUUAUUCAAGAGAAAGUACCAAACAUAAAUCAUAUUUGUAAUAAUAAUUCUGAACAUAUUAUAAUAAAUAAAAUAUAUUUUUUUUUCACAAUUUUAAAUAAAAUAACAGUUUUAUAUUGCAACCAUAAAACUAGAACUGAGUGUGUUAGAGAAAAAAAGUUUAUAAAAGAAAUUUGUAAGUUAUAUAAUUUAAAAUUUGCUACUAAAGCGUUGACAAAAAAUAAUAUUAUAAAAACUAAUGAUAACGACAUAUUUAAUCAAACAAAUUUAAAAGUUCCAAAAUCGAAUAAUAAUUUUUUGUUAAUAUCUAGACUAUGGAGAAGAAAUACUUACACCGAAUUGGCAAAUAAAAUUCUUAAGCAAGAAGGAAAACAGUUUGAAAAUGAAAAAGAUCAUAUUUUGGGGUUUGAAAAUGGAAUAAAUUAUAAAUAUAGUGAAUAUUUGAAUGAUAUAAAUGUCUAUCUAAAAAAGGCUUAUAAAAAAAAUAUUUGCACUGUUUUAUUAAAAGGUUGUAAAAAUUUUCCAAACUAUUUUUCAGAUUUCUUUUUUAAAAAAAAUGAAUUUUUCAAAAAAUGUAAAAAAAUAAAAGCCCUUAUAUUUAUAGGACACCAUCAAAAUGAUAAUAAUGAAACUAUGUUAUUUCAUUUUUUUCGAGGAAUAUAUAUUAAAAAUUUAAAAGGUAUAAAAUUUUUAACUUAUUUUAAAAACUGUCUAUUUUAUAGACCAUUUAUUAAAUUAAAUAAAAUACAAAUUUAUAAUUAUAUGUAUCUAAUUAAAAAAAAAUGGAAAUAUGACACAUCAAAUCAUAAGCUAUCUGUCUCACGAAAUUAUAUUAGAAAUAUUCUAAUACCAAAUAUUUCUCUUAUAUUUCAAAAAAACAAACAAAAUAUUAAAACUGUAGAAAAAUUUCCAACAAAUGAUACUCAACAUGGUGAACCAGGACAAGAUAAUGAAAUUGCCAUUCAUAGAUACAGUGACAAAACUGACGAGUUGAAAAAUAUAGAGAUGUAUGCUCAUUCAACCCUAGAUAAAAGACUAACCAAUUUAUCUUCUCAAAUAAAAAACUUAGAUAAUCACUUAGCAUUUUAUAAUAAUAUAUUUUAUACUUAUUUAAAAAAUAAAUAUUAUAUUUCAGACAAUAUAAAGACAAAUAAUUUUUUUAUUAUUGAAUAUAUGAAAAUGCAAAAUAAUUUAUAUAAUCAUUUUUUUUUUAAUACAAAUGUAGAUAAAAUAGUAGAAAUUAAUAAAUUAUUAUAUAAAAAUAAUAUUUUUUUAAAAAUUUUUAAUUUUUAUGAAUUUUUAAUUCUUCCAUCAAAACUAGCAAGAAUUGAAGUACUCUAUAAUAUUAUCAAAAAGGAUGUUAAAACGAAUUUAAAUUAUUCUACUGUCGAGCAAAUAUAUAAUGAACUAUUUCUUUAUACAGUUAAUAAUUUAAGACUAGCCAAUUUACAAAGCAAAACUGAAAAUGACAUAGAUUUACCCACCAUUGACACAAGCAAACAACCAGGUUGUAUAACAACCACAACGAAUGUGCCUUCCAAAUUAAAAGUGAUAAAUAUAAACGGGAAAAACAAAAUCGUUGCAAACGACAACCUAUUCUGCAUCAUCAGCAGCAACAACAGUAGUAGUGGCAAUGAUGAGACGGCAUGCCCAACCAAAGAGUACAAAGACAAAAGCUCAAACAUACUCAUUCAUAAUAAUAUCUCAGCAAAAGUGAAAAGAAUAAAUAAAAAAAAUUUUAUUAUUCAAAAAAAUAAACCAAAUAAUGCUUAUCUAUUUAUUAAAAAAAGAAAAAAAAAAAAAAAAGAAAAAUUUAAUAUACACAUUCGUUACUUAAAAAAAAAUGAUUUCAUUAUUAAUGAUAGUCAAAAAAAAAAAUUUAUAAAAGCUACAAAAUUUUUAUCAAACCAUAAUAUUCCUUAUAUUUAUAAAUACUUUUUACCAAUUAUUGAGAUUGAAAAUUUUAAAAAAAAUGGUAUCCUUUUUUUCUUUUUAUUUGAUAAAUUAAAAAAUGAUAAAUUCUCAUUACGUUAUUUAAUUAAAAAAAAAAACCUUCAGAAUAAUUUUAUAUAUAGUAUACAAUUUAAAAAUUAUGACAACUCUUUUAUAUAA
Messenger RNA from Plasmodium vinckei vinckei, 2919 nucleotides. RefSeq names its product conserved Plasmodium protein, unknown function. Gene Ontology annotation, molecular function: ATP binding; ligase activity, forming carbon-nitrogen bonds. Lineage: Eukaryota; Apicomplexa; Aconoidasida; Haemosporida; Plasmodiidae. Gene Ontology annotation, biological process: tRNA processing. The transcript has a single exon. The record is from RefSeq and is a predicted model, not a curated record. Bases 1 to 2919 code for a protein of 972 amino acids.